This is a messenger RNA of Ordospora colligata OC4, 4236 nucleotides long. RefSeq names its product subunit beta' of DNA-directed RNA polymerase. Gene Ontology annotation, biological process: DNA-templated transcription. The record is from RefSeq and is a predicted model, not a curated record. Gene Ontology annotation, cellular component: RNA polymerase I complex. Lineage: Eukaryota; Fungi; Microsporidia; Ordosporidae. The transcript has a single exon. Gene Ontology annotation, molecular function: DNA-directed RNA polymerase activity; DNA binding. Bases 1 to 4236 code for a protein of 1411 amino acids.
AUGACUGUUGCUCUCCGUCCAAAAAAGAUAUCUUUUGGAUUCUACAAUGAAGAGGACAUUCAAAGGCUCAGCUCGGUUGAAGUCACCGAAACCACCGCAUUUGAUGGCUUUGGACAUCCUGUUGCUGGCGGAUUGUAUGACUUGAGAAUGGGCCCGAUCGAUCUGGCAUCAAAUUGCAAAACUUGCAACCUGUCAUUUUUCAACUGUCCUGGACACUUUGGGUAUAUAAAGCUCUGCAAGGCUGUUCUGAAUCCGUUGGCUUUUAAACAGAUGAUGUCUAUUCUGAAGGCUGCUUGCAUCAAAUGCAGGAAUCUUCGAAUUACAAACCAUGACAGACUCAUCAUGUUCUGCAAAUUCUCACUACUUAGGAAUGGAACAAGUAUCAACGGACUAGACAGUCUGUAUACAGUGCAAGAUGAGGAUGAAAUCUAUAAUACCGUAAUGGAAAAGAUCAAGGCUUCAGAGGCAUGCAAAACCAACACACUGAUCGAUAAUCACCAAGCACUGGCAAAUGACUUUUUCUCAAGCAUAGCAAACAGAAAGAAAUGUGUAAGAUGUGGAUACAAAAACCCAAAGAUUGUUGCUGGAUCAACUCUCAAGGUGUUUAAGGACUUCAAGGGAGACAGUGAACGAGGAAAUGAGGAAAAGUAUCUUGAGUUUUUUUCUCCAGAAGCAAUUGAAGAACUCUUCUGCGAUUUGUUUUUGAAUGAGGAGGAUCUUCUCAAGUCUAUAUUUUGCUCUUCCAAUUACAAGAUGUUUUUUAUGAAGAGUAUUGCUGUCACGCCAAAUAGGUUCCGUCCAGUCACUUUUGUGAAUGGCAAAAGGACAGAAUCCUUCGACAACCUUUUAUUAUGCGAUAUUUUGAGAUGCAACAUGAUGAUGAUGGCAGAUGUAUCGUAUUGGCCACAGUUACAAUUAUGCGUGUUCUCAUUAUUCGAUAGUACAAAAAUGCCAAAGUGGGGAAAUGCAUCAUCAGCUGCUCCAUCUGGGUACAAGCAGGUUCUUGAAAAGAAGGAGGGCUUGUUCAGAAAGAACAUGAUGGGCAAGAGAGUUAACUUUGCAGGGCGUACAGUGAUAUCGCCAGAUCCAAACCUUGAAACCAGGGAGAUCGGGAUUCCAAUGAUUUUUGCAGAGAAGUUGACAUUCCCAGAAAAAGUGAAUACAUUCAAUGCAGACAGGCUUAGAAAGGCGGUUCUCAACGGAACAAGCUAUCCAGGAAGCUUAUACGUCCAAGACAACGAUGCAUUACUGAGCCUGAGCCACAUGCCUGAGGACAAAAGAUAUGCACUUGCAAACCAGAUUCUUGAUGGAAAUAAGGUAGUCUGGAGACACCUGAUAGAUGGAGAUGUUGUCUUGGUUAACAGGCAACCUACUCUUCAUAAAGUAAGCAUUAUGGCACAUAAGUGUAAGGUUCUCAAGGGUGAAAAGACACUGCGGAUGCACUAUGUAAAUUGUAAGUCGUAUAAUGCAGACUUUGAUGGAGACGAGAUGAACAUUCACUUUCCACAGAGCUAUGCUGCAGAGUCUGAAGCAAGACUUAUACUGAUGAAUGACUUCAACUACCUGGUGCCUACCGAUGGAAGCCCAAUAAGAGGACUCACACAGGAUUACAUAAUAGGCGCAACGAUCCUUACGAUGAAGGAUUCUUUCUUUACAAAAGAUGUCUACUUUUCGUUGGUGUCUUCUGGACUCCCAAGUGGACGAAUUACUUUAGAAAAGCCUUGCAUAAUCAAGCCAAAAAAGUUGUAUUCUGGAAAGCAAAUAAUUUCUACAAUCAUCAAGAACAUGGGAUUGAAAAUAUGCAUGGAGAUUGAUACGAAAAUCAAAAAGGAGUUCUGGAAAGGGCAUACGGAAGAAGAAAAAGUUCUUGUAAGAGAUGGAAACAUUCUUACAGGCGUGUUGGAUAAAAACUCAUUAGGUCAAAGUUCGAUGUCUUUGGUUCAUGCAUGUUCAGAAGUGAUGGGAGGAUCCGCAUGCAAUGAUCUUAUGACAUACAUCGGCAGGGUAAUUAAUCGAUAUCUGCUUAUGUAUGGAAUUACAGUAGGGAUUGAUGAUUUAUUACUUUCAUCUGAUGCAGAUAUGGCGAGGAAAGAGCUAAUCAGGAUCAAGAAUGCACAAGCUGCAGAGGUUCAACAAAAGUUCUUGUCUGAAAAUCCAGAUUAUUACUUGCAUUCUGAUAAAAUCAGCUACAUUGAUUCUGUAAUGAGAGAGGAGAUGAAUAAGGUAACGUCUGCAAUAGUAAGUGUGUCUGUACCAUCUGGACAGAAUAAGUGCUUUCCUAAUAAUAAUAUUGGAUUGAUUGUUAUGACUGGAGCAAAGGGAUCGAUUGUGAAUCUGAGUCAGAUAUCUGGAGGAUUGGGGCAACAGGAGCUUGAAGGCAAGAGAGUUCCUGUAAUGGCCAGUGGAAAGACAUUGCCGUGUUUUGGACGUCUUGAUGCAGAUCCUCGCUCUGCAGGAUAUAUAUACGAAAGGUUUUUAUCAGGAAUUGCGCCGCCACAGUUUUUUUUCCAUUGUAUGGCAGGUAGAGAAGGGUUGAUUGACACGGCAGUAAAAACAGCGAAUUCAGGUUAUCUGCAAAGAUGCCUUGUGAAGCACAUGGAAAGGAUGAAGGUUGAGUAUGACAUGUCGGUGCGAGCAGAAAAUACAACCAUUCAGUUUAUGUAUGGUGAAGACGGGAUUGAUAGCACAAAAGCCAGCUAUUUGGAGCAGUUUGAAUUCUAUAAGCAAAAUGAAAAACUGUUCAGGAACUCGUGUGUUAGUGAGGGAUGUAGAGAGUAUGGAAUGGUUUCUCAAAGGUUCCAGGAGAUGCUUGAUGGCGUUGAUGACAAAAGGUUCCGAAACUUUUUAGUAGGAAGGUACAUAAACGGACUUGUUAAUCCUGGAGAGUGUGUGGGAGUAUUGGCAGCACAGUCUGUAGGAGAGCCAUCUACUCAGAUGACGUUGAACACGUUCCAUCUUGCAGGAGUGGGAGCAAAAAAUAUGACACUUGGAAUCCCAAGACUUAGAGAGAUUUUAAUAACAUCAUCUAAGAACAUUAAAACGCCUAUAGUAAGUGUUCCUAUAAAGAAUUCUGUGGAGUUUGAUGUAGUAGAAUGCCUGAAGAGAGUGACACUCAAGGACUGUGUGACGAGGUUUAGUGUCAACGAAGAGAUUGUGAUGGUUGAUGAAGUGUUCCAGAAGAAGAUUGUGAUGGAGUUUGAACUAGGCUGUUAUGUAGAUUUGGCAGCAGAAGCACUGGACAAGAAGUUCCUGAAAGUGUUUGGAAAGAAGCUGAAGAACUUGGCAUGCAUGAGUCCUACAAGUGGAAUAACAGAAACAUCUAAAGUCAAGGGGAAGCAAGAUGAAGCAGAAGAUUGCGAUGAUGAUUGCGAUGAUGAAGAUAUAAAUGAUAAUGAUAAAGAGAAAGCCAAUGAUAGCAAUAGUGAUGAUAGUGAUAGUGAUAGCAAUAAUGAAGGUAAUGGUAAUGAAGUAAAUCGCAAAGAAGCGUUUUCGGAUGAAUUUGCUAAUGAUACACUGCCUAACCAUGAAAAUAGUAGUGAGGAAGUUGAUGAUAUCGAUGAAGUGAAUGAUGAAUAUGAAGAUAGAGAUAGAGAGUUCAUUAACUUCACAAGAAAAUCAAAAAAUGUGCUUGUUUUUGAGGUUUUGUAUCCUUCUGGAAUGAACGAAAUGAUUACUUGGCUUAUUGAAUCGAUUCUUCCGGUUAUUUCUGUAAAAGAGAUUGCUGGAAUAACUAAAGCAAACAUAUCUGACAACAUCCUGUUUGUUGAGACAAGGGACUUAUGUUCAUUAGCGAAAAGUGUGGACAUUGGCCCAGGAAACACAGUCAGUCUAUUAGAUGCGAUUGACAUAUACAGUUCGGAAUCUAACGAUAUUUAUAAUGUGCGCCAGGUUCUUGGGAUAGAAGCUGCAAGGCAUUCAAUAGUCAACGAAGUGAAAAGAGUGUUUGAUGCUUAUGGGAUAUCAGUGGAUUCACGCCAUCUGCUACUGAUUGCAGACUACAUGACUAGAAAUGGAGAAUACACACCUUUUAAUAGAGGUGGAUUGGGUGCUUCAGAUUCGCCUUUUUUGAGAAUGAGCUUCGAAAGCUGUUACAGCAUGCUUCAAUCAAACGCAAUCUUCCAUCAAGAAGAUAAUCUUUCUGUGCCAUCCGCAUCUCUGGUCGUAGGGAAUCCUAUUGAGUGUGGAACUGGUUCAUUUAGUUUAAUGCAUUCUAUUGGCAUUUCUAAUAAAACCUAA